AUGGCGUUAGUUGGAGUGGAUUUCCAAGCUCCGCUUCGUGACAUCAAGCGGGUACAGUUUGGAAUUCUUGGACCGGAGGAAAUUGUAAGUUUUACAUGUUUCCUGGAUGAUUUUGACUCGAUUAUUUGUUUUUCAGAAACGAAUGUCUGUGGCGCACAUCGAGUUUCCUGAAAUUUACGAAAAUGGCAAGCCAAAAUUGGGUGGUCUGAUGGAUCCGAGACAAGGAGUUAUUGAUAGACGCGGGCGGUGUUUGACAUGCGCUGGAAACUUGUCGGAUUGUCCCGGACAUUUUGGACACUUGGAAUUGGCCAAACCCGUUUUCCAUAUCGGAUUUUUGACAAAAACGUUGAAAAUCUUGCGAUGCGUUUGCUUUUAUUGUGGACGAUUGUUGAUUGAUAAAACUGCGCCGAGGGUUAAGGAGAUUUUGAAGAAAACUCAAGGUAUUGCCUGGUUUCAGCCCUAAAUUUCUGAAAAUCCCGAUUCCCCCGCAAUUCCUCCAAUUUUCGGCCGAAAAAUCGAUUUUCCUGAUUUUCGACCCCUGAAAGAAUUGCAAAAUAAGAUUAGUUCGAGAUGCGUGUACUGUUUUUGAAACUAAUAGAAAAUGGUUCCUUUUCUCCUCGGAACAUGCAAAAAUCCAGGUUUCUACUGGAAAUUUGGAAUCUGGAAAUUUUUUAAGCCCAAAAAUGCUCCAGAAUCUUGGAAUUAUCAAUUUCAGAUGUUGUCCAAUCAGAAUUUCCAAAAUCCCUCGAUCUUCAUCAUUCUAGGCUUCUAGAUUCAUUUUUUCAGUCAAAAUCUCGCGUUUUUGAAUCUCUAAACUAAUGUUAAGCUAAAAACCUCUAGUUGGACCUCGACUAAAGAACAUUUUCAUGUUUUUUAGCAAGUGAGUUCAAAUAUUGGAUUUUAAUCGUAUUUAUAGGACAGAAAUGCCUAAGACAACCCGAAUGAUAUGAAUUUGCAUGACUUUACUUAAAGGGGGUAUACCCUAUUGUCUCUCGUGCAAAGUGUGAUACAUCAUUUGAUUCAGAAUUUUGUGUUAUAUAUGCACAAAAAAUUUUAGCUCUCAAAACGCAUUCUAAGUACACGUUUUUUGCGUCCAAACAGGACCAAAAUCUGCUCGAAAUGAAAAAAAGAACACACAAUAAAGAGAGACGCAGACUCUCGCUGUCUGUCAGCCAGCCAGCAUGUGUGUUGUUUUUUUUUUGAAUUUUGUGUUCAACAACUACAGUAAGUCUGAAUAUACUGUAAUAAACUUUAAAAAAUUUAAAAAAAGAAGAAAAAACUACACACAUUCUGGCUGGCUGGCAGACAGCGAGAGUCUGCGUCUCUCUUUCUUGUGUGUUCUUUUUUUAUUUCGAGCAGAUUUUGGUCCUGUUUGGACGCAAAAAACGUGUACUUAGAAUCCGUUUUGCGAGCUAAAAUUUUUUGUGCAUAUAAAACACAAAAUUCUGAAUCGAAUGAUGUAUCACACUUUGCACGAGAGACAAUAGGGUAUACCCCCUUUAACCCAUAAGUGAUUUAGCGGCUCUUAGUCGAUUUUUUGAAUAAAAGCCGCUAAAUGACUUAUGGGUUACUUAAAGUCAUAAAAAUUUAUAUAGACAUCCACGGAAUACGAUUAAAACCCAAUUUUUGAACUCACUUGUUAAAAAAACAUGAAAAUGUCCUCUAGUCGAUGUUCAACUAUAAUUUGGAGAGGUUUUUAGCUCAACAUUAGUUUAGAAAUUCAAAAACGCAGGAUUUUGACUGAAAAAAUGAAUCUAGAAGCUUAGAAUGAUGAAGAUCGAGGAAUUUUGGGAACUUUGAUUGGACAAAAUCUGAAAUUCAAGAUUCUGGAGCAUUUUUUGGGCUCCAAGAACCUCUAGAUUUGAAUUUUCCAGUCAAAACCCUGGAGAAAAGGAACCAAUUCCAAAUUGCUCAUAUUACUCGAAUUUCAAAUUUUGCAGGAAAUCCCCGUCGUCGAAUCACACUCAUCUACGAUUUAUGCAAAUCCAAAACCGUCUGCGAAGGUGGCACCGACAAAGACGAAAACGAAGAUCAACAAAUCGAUCCGGAUGAUCCACUAGGUGAAACCAAAAAAAUCGCCGGAGGUUGCGGAAGAUAUCAACCAUCCUACAGAAGAGUUGGAAUCGAUAUAAAUGCGGAAUGGAAGAAAAAUUUGAACGAGGAUACGCAAGAACGCAAGAUUAUUCUAACAGCUGAACGGGUUUUAGAAGUUUUCAAGCAAAUUACUGAUGAAGAUAUUCCAAUUAUUGGAAUGGAUGCGCAAUUUUCGAGACCGGAAUGGAUGAUUUGUACAGUUUUGCCAGUUCCACCUCUUGCAGUUCGCCCGGCUGUUGUAACUUUCGGAUCGGCAAAAAAUCAAGAUGAUUUAACUCACAAGUUAUCCGAUAUCAUUAAAACGAACCAGCAACUACAACGCAACGAGGCGAACGGUGCCGCUGCGCAUGUUUUAGCCGAUGACGUCAGAUUAUUGCAAUAUCAUGUGGCGACUUUGGUGGAUAAUUGUAUUCCGGGUUUACCGACGGCGACACAAAAAGGUGGAAGACCGCUGAAAUCGAUUAAGCAACGAUUGAAGGGAAAAGAGGGACGAAUUCGUGGAAAUUUGAUGGGAAAACGGGUGGAUUUUUCGGCGAGAACUGUUAUUACUGGUGAGUUUUUGUUGGAAAAAUUUUGAAUUUUCUCUUGGGAGAUGAGAAAUUUGUAAAAAUUGAUGAUUUUUCAAUAACUUAGUUCAAGAAAAAUUGAAUUUCAGUUCAAAAUGUUGAGAUUUUUGAACAAAAAUCGGAAACUUGAUUCUUCGCAGGAAAACUUGAAGUUUGGUAUCAAAAAUCUCAUUUUUGACCUCAGAAACCCGAAAUCUUGCAAUGUAGUGUGCAAAAAUCUGAUUUUUUGCUUAGGAAUUCGGAAUUUCGGAAAUUUAUAGAGUAAAUCUCUAUUAUGUUACCCAAAAUCUUCAAAAAUUCCAAAUUUUCCCCGCAAUUCCCUCAAUCCUGAUUUUUUGCUUAGGAAUUCGGAAUUUCGGAAAUUUAUAGAGUAAAUCUCUAUUAUGUUACCCAAAAUCUUCAAAAAUUCCAAAUUUUCCCCGCAAUUCCCUCAAUUUUCGGUCGAAAAAUCGAUUUUCCUGAUUUUCGACUUCUGAAAGGAUUGCAAAAUAAGAUUAGCUCGAGAUGCGUGUACUGUUUUCGAAACUAAUAGAAAAUGGUUCCUUUUCUCCUCGGGACAUGCAAAAAUCCAGGUUUUUGAAUGAAAAUAUGGGAUUUUUAGUGAUUUUUGAGCCUAGAAACAUGCUCCAGAAGCUAUAAAUCAAUUUUUGCAGCUGAUCCAAAUCUUCCAAUCGAUACAGUCGGAGUUCCACGAACAAUUGCACAAAAUCUGACAUUUCCCGAAAUUGUCACCCCAUUCAAUGUGGAUAAAUUGCAAGAAUUGGUAAAUCGAGGAGAUAAUCAAUAUCCGGGAGCCAAAUAUAUUAUUCGAGAAAAUGGAGCUCGUGUUGAUUUAAGAUAUCAUCCAAGAGCCGCCGAUUUGCAUUUACAACCGGGUUAUCGGGUUGAGAGACAUAUGAAGGAUGGAGAUAUUAUUGUGUUCAAUCGACAGCCAACACUUCACAAAAUGUCUAUGAUGGGACAUCGGGUUAAGGUAAGAUUUGGGGAAGUGAAAAUAUCCUAAAUUUAUCAACUAUAGAACUGUCAGGUUCAGAAUUUCAAUUGGAAAUUCAAUUUUUCGAGUGAAAAAAUUAUAUUUGGAAUUUUGAAAAGGUUUUGGUGAUAGAAAAUCGAAUUUUUGAACAUUUUUUGGUCCGGAAAGGUGGAAAAUUGAGUUUCUUAGCAGAAAAUGAUGAAAUUUUCGAUUUUUAAACACAAAAAUUCAUUAAUUUUUAUCAAAAAUGCUCAAAAUUAUGAUUUUUCUACUCAAAAAUCUAUAAUGAACCUGAAAAUCUCAUUGAAAGUAGAAUUUUUGCAUUUUCAGCUCAGAAAUUGAUUUUGAGCUCGAAAAAUCGAUUUUCAGGCUGAAAUUCAGGAAUUCUGGAAAAUAUAGUUCUACAUUUAAUAAUUUUAGGUUUUUAUCGAAAAAAAAUGCUCUAAAAUUCGAUUUUCUAUCAAAUUAUGAUUUUUCUACUCAAAAAUCUAUAAUGAACCUGAAAAUCUCAUUGAAAAAGCAGAAUUCUUGAUUUUUCUGCCCAGAGCUCGAAAAAUUGAAUUUCAGGGUGAAAUUUAGGAAUUCUGGAAAAUGUAGCUCUAAAUUCAAUUUUAUUUGAAAAAAAUCUCUAAAAUUCGAUUUUCCAUGAUUUUCUUACCCAAAAAUUGAUUUUGAGCUCGAAAAAUUUGAACCAGAAAGUCCUGUAGCUCAAAAUUUGAUGAAUUUAUGAUUCUUAUCGAAAAAAUGCUUCAAAAAUCCCGAUUUCCCCCGCAAUUCCUCCAAUUUUUGGCCGAAAAAUCGAUUUUCGUGAUUUUCGACCUCUGAAAGAAUUGCAAUAUAAGAUUAGCUCGAGAUGCGUGUACUGUUUUCGAAACUAAUAGAAAAUGGUUCCUUUUCUCCUCGGGACAUGCAAAAAUUCAGGUUUUUGAAUGGAAAUUUGGGAUUUUUGAGCCCAGAGGCCAUACAUAAAAUAGGUCCCCCGAGUCAGUUUUUAAAGUUAGGGUCCCUCCUUGAAAAUUUUCCAAAGUUAAACACCUGCCUCACAUUUUUGAGCGAAUUUUGGUAAAUUAUCAGCAGAAAAUUGGCCAAGUUAGGCACCCUUCCCUUCAGAUUUUUGAAAAAAAGUUAAGCCCCUCACCCCGAUUCAGGGGACCCAUUUUAUGUAUGCCAGAGGCUUGGAUUUAUGCUCAAAAUCCAAAAUGUUUAAUUUCAGAUUCUUCCAUGGUCGACUUUCCGAAUGAAUCUCUCUGUAACUUCUCCAUAUAACGCCGAUUUCGAUGGAGAUGAAAUGAAUUUGCAUUUACCGCAAUCGCUGGAAACUCGUGCUGAAAUUGAGGAAAUUGCAAUGGUUCCCAGACAAUUGAUCACACCGCAAGCCAAUAAACCAGUUAUGGGAAUUGUACAGGAUACAUUGUGUGCUGUUAGAAUGAUGACUAAAAGGGAUAUUUUUGUGGAUUGGGUGAGUGAUUUGAACCUGGAAAUGUUCUGAAAUUCAAAUUUUUACCUAAAAAUGUUGAAAAUUUGAUGAUUUUUAGUGUAAAAACUGAAAAAGUGUCAAAUUUUGACCUAGAAUUGUUGAAGUUUCGUGAUUUCCAUCCAAAAAAUUGCGAAAAAUGAAGGCUGGGCUGAAAUUCGAUGAUUUUUACUCAAAAAUUCAUUCAAGAGAGACCUGAAAUUCUCUAGAAAUUUGAAAAAUUCGAGAAUUUCUCGAAAAACUGGUAUUUCUGACCUAAAAUUAAGCUGAAAACCCAGAAUUUGUUGAUUUUCAUGUAAAAUUCCGAAAAAUUAAUGAAUCUUGGUGCUUAAAAAUCUUAAAUUUUCUCUAUAAACUGGGUUUUUUUUAUCUGAAAUUAAGCUGAAAAAUUGCAGAUUUUCACCUGAAAUUGCUUAAAAAUUUGAAAAAUUCAUGAUCCUUCAAAAUUUCCCCCAAUUUUGCAGUCUCGAAUGAUGGAUUUGCUCAUGUAUUUGCCAGUUUGGGAUGGAAAAGUACCCCAACCCGCAAUUCUCAAACCAAAACCACUUUGGACCGGAAAACAGAUUUUCUCCCUGAUCAUUCCCGGAAAUGUGAAUGUUCUCCGAACUCACAGUACACAUCCAGACGAUGAGGAUAAUGGACCGUAUAAGUGGAUUUCGCCGGGAGAUACGAAGGUAUGAGUGAUUUUUGGGCGAUUUUUGAGCGGGAGAAUCGAUUUUUGGGUGGUUUUUUACCCGGAAAGUCUUGUUUUUGUCCAAAAAUGCUGAAAUUCCAAUUUCUACGUUUCAAAAAUUUAUCAAAUUCAUUCAAAAUCUGAAUUCGACAGUUUUCAUUUCAAUCAUAGAUGAUAGUUAAAAAUUUGAAAUUUGUUAUGAAAUAUUUAUGAAUUUUCACUCAAAAAUCCUGAUUUUCAUGAAAAAUUGGUUGAAAUGAACAAAUUUAGCUCCAGAAUUUCUGAAAAUUCUAAAUUUAUCCCAAAUAUCUAGAUUUUUGAAAAACCUAAAAUACCAAAAUUCAUCCCUAAAUAAUUUUUUAAAUGAAAAAUUGUUUCGAACACUUGAAAUACUGAAAAUGUUGAAAGUCGCAUCGAAAUUUAGCAUUUUCAUGAUUUUUGAGCUUUGGAACUCGAAAGUUUGGAUUUUCCGUAAAAAAUGAGCCCGGAGGCUUGGAAAUUUGGAUUUCUGACUGGAAUUUAUGCUUCGAAUCUUGAAAACUCUGAUUUUAAAGGUUUUUUAAAUGAAAAAUUAACUGGAACACUUUAAAUUCCGAAAAUUGGGAUUUUUCUUGAAAUUCGCAACAAAAUUGAGAAUUUUCUUGAUUUUCGAGCUUUGGAACUUGAAAAUUUGGAUUUUUCAUGAAAAAUGAGCCCGGGAGCUUGAAAAUUUGAAUUUUUGACAGAAAUUAGAGCUGAAAAUUUCCAGGUUCUCAUCGAACACGGAGAACUAAUCUCUGGAAUUGUUUGCUCAAAAACAGUCGGAAAAUCAGCCGGUAAUCUCCUGCACGUUGUCGCCUUGGAACUUGGACACGAAGUCGCCUCGCAAUUCUAUUCGCACAUUCAAACUGUCAUCAACGCGUGGCUUUUGAGAGAAGGACAUACGAUUGGAAUUGGUGAUACGAUUGCUGAUCAUCAAACGUAUAUGGAUAUUCAGAAUACGAUUAAGAAGGCUAAACAGGAUGUGGUGGAUGUUAUUGAGAAGUGAGUCUUGGAAAUUUUGGAUUCAAAAAAUUUGGUGCAAAACUGACUUCUCCAUCCCGAAAUCUUAAAAAUUAAGAUUUUCUAUGAUGAAAAAUCGAUUUUUGACCUCUCAAAAAGGAAAAAUUUAUGUUUUUGGUUGAAAAACCUUGUUUUCUGCACUGUUUUUAAAUCCCGAAAAAUAUACGCUUCAAAAAAUUUGUAAAUAAAAAUGGUAAAUUUUUGAAACUAAUAUUUUAAAUGUUCUGUGCGAAAAUUAAAAAGAAUUUUUAGAAAAACUGAAAAAUUAGUGCAAAAUUUGAAGCAAGAAGCAUUUUUCCAGAGCUUGAUCAAAAUUAGUUUUCUGAAGUUUUUCAGUCAAAAAUGAUGGCAAAUCGAGAUUUUUGAAGCUUCAGAAGUGAUUUCUGAUGAAAACAAGCUUCGAGACCCCUAUUUUACCUCAUUUUAUUAAUUUUUUCGAAAUUCACACGAAAAAUCAGGAAAAACUUUUGAAAAGUGAAUUCCAAGGUCAAUUUUCAUCAGAAAUCACUCCAGAAGCUUCAAAAAUCUCGAUUUGUCAUCAUUUUUGACUGAAAAAACUUGGAAAACAAAAAAAUUUUGACCUACGUGAAUUGAUUUUCAAUGUUAAAAAAAUAUUUUAAAACAUUUUUUUCGUUCGUGAAUCAGCCCUAAAAAAUCCCAUUUUCCUCCAGAGCUCACAACGAUGAACUCGAGCCAACACCCGGAAACACACUUCGCCAGACUUUUGAAAAUCAAGUGAAUCAAAUUUUGAACGAUGCUCGUGAUCGAACUGGAAGUUCUGCACAAAAAAGUUUGUCCGAAUUCAACAAUUUCAAAUCGAUGGUCGUCUCGGGUUCCAAAGGAUCGAAGAUUAAUAUUUCGCAGGUGGGAGAUUUUUUGGGGGUUUUUCUAGUGAAAAUUUGGAUCCUGAAGCUUGAAAUUGAGGAUUUUUAUGAUUUUUGAGCUUUGGGACUUGAAAAUUUGAAUUUUUCGUGAAAAAUGAGCCACGGAGCUUGGAAAUUGUCAUUUUCAGUGAGAUUUGAGCUUUGGAACUUGAAAAUUUGAAUUUUCAACGGAAAUUGAAUGCUGAAGCUCAAAAUUGAGGAUUUUCAUGAUUUUUGAGCUUCGGAACUUGAAAAUUUGGAUUUUUUGUGAAAACUGAGCCCUGGAGCUUGAAAAUUCGAAUUUUAAACGAAACUUGAAUUCUGAAGCUUGUAAAAUCUUAUUUUUUGUGAAAAAUGAGCCCUGGAGCUUGAAAAUUUGAUUUUUCAACGAAAAUUGAAUGCUCGAGCUUGUAAAAUUGUCAUUUUCAGUGAAAUUUGAGCUGAAAAUUUCGUUUUUGUUGGAAAUUGGCCAAAAAUUAGCUUCCAAGCUUGAAAAAGCCAAUUUUGAAGGUUUUUUGGGUUCUUGUAUCGACCUAGCUGAAAUUUUCCAUGAAAUUUCAAUUUCUAGCUCAAAAAUCAAUAUAUUUUCUAGGUUAUCGCUUGUGUCGGUCAACAAAACGUCGAAGGAAAGCGAAUUCCAUUCGGAUUCCGUCAUCGAACACUUCCACAUUUCAUCAAAGACGAUUAUGGACCAGAAUCGAAGGGUUUUGUCGAAAAUUCGUAUUUAGCCGGUCUCACACCAUCCGAAUUCUUCUUCCACGCAAUGGGAGGAAGAGAAGGAUUAAUCGAUACGGCUGUAAAAACAGCUGAAACUGGUUAUAUUCAAAGAAGAUUGAUUAAAGCCAUGGAAAGUGUGAUGGUGAAUUAUGAUGGAACUGUCAGAAAUUCGUUGGCACAAAUGGUACAAUUGAGAUAUGGUGAAGAUGGUUUGGAUGGAAUGUGGGUUGAGAAUCAAAGUAUGCCGACGAUGAAACCGAAUAAUGCGGUGUUUGAGAGGGAUUUUAGAGUGAGUUGCUUUUUGGGGGUUUUCGGGCUUAAACUCGUGAAAUUCGCGAAAAAUUGACCUAGAAAGUGGAUUUUUAUGCUAAAAUUAGGAUUUUCAUGUUCCUGGAACGAAAACUGGACAUUUUGAGCUAAAAAUCAUGAAAAACUUGAAAUUUUUACCCAAGAAGUGAAAAAUAGAGCUAGAAAUCUUGAAAAUUCGUUUUCUUUAGCUAUAGGAUUUUUUGGAGCCAAAAAAUGUGGAAAAUUUUGAAUUUUCAUUCUGAAUGUGGAAUUUUUGUGGUCUUUGAACGGAAAAUCGACAUUUUGAGCUGGAAAUUAUGAAAAAUAUGGGAUUUUGAACCUAGAAGUAAAAAUUGAAAAUUCGGUAUUUUUUAAGCUAUAGGGAUUAUUGGAGCCAAAAAAUCUGGAGAAUUUUGAAAUUUUGUGAAAAAAUUAGGAUUUUCAUGGUCCUGGAACGAGAAAUCGAAGAAAUUUCAAGAUUUUGAGCUGAAAAUCGAUGAUUUUGUGAUUAGGAAAAUUCGAAAUUUUGACCUAAAAUUCGAUAAUUUUUAUGGUCCCAACACGAAAAAUACAGUAAUCCCUUUUCCAGACGGAUUUAACCGAUGAUCGAUUCCUCGAAAAUUCCUACACUGAAGAUGUGAUCCGUGAACUUCAAGAAUCCUCAGAAGCCAUCGAAAAAAUCGAAUCCGAAUGGGCUCAAUUAUCAGAAGAUCGUCGAUUGUUGCGAAAAAUCUUCCCAAAAGGCGACGCAAAAAUUGUACUUCCUUGUAAUCUCCAAAGACUCAUGUGGAAUGCUCAAAAGAUUUUCAAAGUUGACACCCGAAAACCUGUCAAUUUAUCACCUUUGCAUGUAAUUGAUGGAGUUCGCGAAUUGUCGAAAAAAUUGAUUAUUGUAUGUGGAAAUGAUGAUAUUUCGAAACAGGCACAAUACAAUGCGACACUUUUGAUGAAUAUCCUAUUACGAAGCACACUUUGCACUAAGAAAAUGUGCACGAGCUCGAAAUUGAACACGGAGGCUUUUGAUUGGUUGUUGGGUGAAAUUGAGUCGAGGUUUAUGCAGGCAAUUGCGCAACCCGGUGAAAUGGUUGGUGCAUUGGCUGCGCAGAGUUUGGGAGAACCGGCCACACAAAUGACGUUGAACACUUUCCAUUAUGCUGGAGUUUCAGCCAAGGUGAGUGUGAUUUUUGGGGGAGAAAACUGGGGAAAAAUAGGCGUGAGACUUGAAAAUUCGAGUUUUCCAUGAAAUUUGACCUCUGGAGCUUGAAAAUUGCAUUUUUGGGUGAAAAAAUAAGUCUGGAACAUUUGAAAUUGGGAUUUUUCUCGAAUUCCGAUUUCGGAAGCUGGAAAUUUUUUUUUUGAUCUCCGGAGUUGUUAAACUUGGAUCUUGGAACAUGUUUGACUUAAAUUACAGCCUUGCAACCUGAAAAUUAACAAUUUUCUCAUAAUUUUAUCUUGCAGAACGUAACCCUCGGAGUGCCUCGUCUCAAAGAAAUCAUCAACGUCUCAAAACAAUUGAAAACCCCAUCAUUGACUGUAUUUUUGACUGGAGCCGCUGCAAAAGACGCUGAAAAAGCCAAGGAUGUUUUGUGCAAAUUGGAGCAUACAACACUUAAAAAGGUGAGCAUUUUGACUCAAAAAUGCACAAUUUUCAUUUGAAAAUUCUGAAUUUUUUACGUUUCAAAAAUAGUGGAAAUUUUGAUCGGAAAAUUUUCAAAAUGAUUUACCUCCGUUACUGAUUUUUGUAUUAAAAAAAAGGGAAAAUUGCAAUUGGUUGCAAAAAUUAGACACGAAAAUUGAAUUUAAGUUAAAAAUCUGAAAUUUUUAGAUUUUGUCACUGAAAAUCACAAUUUUCAUGUGUUUUUGAAAAUCCUGGAUUUUUUACGUUUCAAAAAUAUUUGAAAUUUUGAUUGGAAAAUUUUAGAAUGGUAGAUAUUCCAUAAAUGUCGAAAAUAAAAAAAUUCAAUUUUUAGACACGAAAGUUGAAUUUAAGCUGAAAAUCUUGAAAUUUUUAAUUUUUUCACUGAAAAUGCACAAUUUUCAUGUGUUUUUUAAAAUCCUGGAUUUUUUAUGUUUCAGAAAUAUUUGAAAUUUUGAUUGGAAAAUUUUAGAAUUGAUUUCAUCAAGUGUUUUGAUUUUUUAGACCAGAAAAUAAGAAAAUUGAGAUUUAUGAUUAAAAAAUGUCGUAAAAUCGAAAAUAGCUUGAAAAAUCGAGCUCAGAGGACCUUUUUAUUCCUAGAAACUGAAAAUUUGAGGUUUUUGGCUGAAAAUUUCAAUUCUGGACCAUUUUUUAGCCUAGAACGCGCAAAUUGUUCAAAAAUUGGUUUUUUAGCUAAAAAUACCUGGAAAUUCGAGCUUACAACUGUCAGAAAAAUUUUGAAGAUAAUUUUCUAGGUAACCGCCAACACUGCAAUCUACUACGAUCCGGACCCGAAAAAUACAGUAAUCGGUGAAGACGAAGAAUGGGUUUCGAUUUUCUAUGAAAUGCCCGAUUUUGACACAACUCGAACAUCGCCAUGGUUGUUAAGAAUCGAAUUGGAUCGAAAACGAAUGACGGACAAAAAAUUGACGAUGGAAAUGAUUGCGGAUCGAAUUCAUUCGGGAUUCGGACAAGAUGUUCACACGAUUUAUACUGAUGAUAACGCUGAAAAACUUGUAUUCCGAUUGAGAAUUGCUGGAGAAGACAAGGCGGCUGAAGGACAAGAAGAACAAGUGGAUAAAAUGGAGGAUGAUGUGUUUUUGAGAUGUAUUGAAGCGAAUAUGUUGUCGGAUUUGACUUUGCAGGUGAGAGGGGAGGGUUUUGAGUGGAAAAUUCGAAUUCUGGAUGAUUUUUGAGCCCAGAAACUGGGAAAUCGAAGUUUUGGGCUGGAAAUAACUGAAAAAUUGAGUUCUGAAUAAUUUUUGAAUUUUGGAACCGAAAAAUAGCUUGAAAAUAUGAAUUCUGUAGGAUUUUCAGUCUAGAGCAUGAAAGUGAAGUUUUUUGGCUGAAAAUUCGAAUUCUCUACGAUUUUCAAGCCUAGCAACUUGAAAUUUGACGUUUUGGGCUGAAAAUUUCAGUUUUGGACAAUAGAACAUGAAACUUGCUCUAAAAUUGAAUUUUUCUGGAAUUUCCAGCUCAAAUUUCGAUUUUUAACGAUUUUUGAGCCUAGAAACUGAAAAAUUGGGUUUUCUUUUAUUUGGCUCAAAAAUAUGACAGAAAUUCGAAAUUUCAUGGAAUGUUCCCGCCUGAAGUUUUCAGAAUAGCUUGGAAAUCAAAUUUUUAGUCUGGCCUGAACUUGAAAAAUAGAUUCAAAGCGAUUUUUGAUCUAGAAAAUCAGAAAUUGAAAAAUAAAUGUUUUUUUUUCCAGGGAAUCCCAGCGAUUUCAAAAGUCUACAUGAAUCAACCAAAUACAGACGACAAAAAACGAAUUAUUAUCACAGAAGAAGGCGGUUUUAAAUCAAUAACUGAAUGGAUUUUGGAAACUGAUGGAACUGCUUUACUUCGAGUUCUUUCCGAACGACAAAUUGAUCCAGUUCGAACAUCAUCAAAUGAUAUUUGUGAAAUCUUCGAAGUUCUUGGAAUUGAAGCGGUUCGAAAAGCAAUCGAACGAGAAAUGCACAAUGUUAUCUCGUUUGAUGGAAGUUAUGUGAAUUAUCGACAUUUGGCUCUGUUAUGUGAUGUUAUGACGGCAAAAGGACAUUUGAUGGCAAUUACACGGCAUGGAAUUAAUCGACAAGAAGUUGGUGCAUUAAUGCGUUGCUCAUUUGAGGAGACUGUUGAUAUUUUGAUGGAAGCCGCUGUGCAUUCGGAAGUUGAUCCGGUUAAGGGUUAGUGGCACUUUUGAGCUGGGGUUUGGAUAAAAAAUGAGCUGAAAUUUGUGAUUUUUGGGCAAAUUUUAGCUGGAAAGCAUUUUUGGGGAAAAAUGAGCCAUAUUUUGUGAUUUUUGGUCAAUUUUGACCCUAGAAGCUUGUUUUUAAUCAGACAUGACCCAGGAAUUCUGAUUUCCAAUGAAAUAAAGCUAGAGGCUUGUUUUUGGCUGAAAAUUUGGGAUUUGAUGAGAAAAAUCAGAAAUUCAGGAUUUUUGGUGAAAAAUAAGGCGAAGUUCGAGAUUUUCAGUCAAAAUUCGAGCUCAGAAGUUCGCGCUGAAAAUUCCACGAUUUUUGACAUAAACAUACCAUGAAUUUUUGAUUUUGAAUAAAUAAGCUUUUUAAAAUGAAAAGUCACCAACAACUCGGCAGUUUUGAAAAUAAGAUCUGAAAUUUCUGAUUUUUUGAGAAAACUAGGCUGAAAAUCCGAGAAAAUUGAAGUUCUCCCCCAAAAUUCCAAUUUUUCCAGGAGUCUCCGAAAACAUCAUGUUGGGACAAUUGGCCAAAAACGGAACCGGUUGCUUCGAUUUGAUUUUGGACGCCGACAAAUGCAAAUUCGGAAUGGAAAUUCCGCAAAAUAUUGUGAUGGGCGGCGGAUUUUUCGGUGGAACCGGCGGAUUUGCGGCAAGUCCGAAUAGGUGAGCAUUUUUGCGGGGAUUUUGAGCCAAUUUCGGUGAAAAUUGAGCCGGGAUUACUGUUUCUUGGGGAAUCUGGGACUUUUGAGCUGUUUUUCAUGGAAAUUACUGUAUUCUGGGUCUUGAAGCGAACAACUACAGUAAUCCAUGAAAACUGUGUAAUUUUGUGUAAAAUUAGACACGAUUACUGUAAAAAUAGAUUUCCAGAGCGAAAACUACCGUAAUUUCUAAAUAACAGGGUUCUGGAGCACAAAAUAUACAGUAAUUUGUAAAAAAUUGGCCGGGAUUAAUUUAUUUGGGUCCUGGAGCGAAAAAUUACGGUAGAUUUCAAUAUUCUGAGUCUCAGAGAAAAAAUCUGGAAAUUUUGAGCUAUUUUUCAUGGGAAAUAGGCCGGGAUUACUGUAUUUGGGUCCCAUAGCGAAAAAUUACUGUAAUUCAAUUGAUUGAGACCUAGAAUUACUGUAGAUUUCAAUAUUUUAGUUCUUAGAGCAAAAAUCUGGAUAUUUUGAGUUAUUUUUCAUAGAAAUACUGUAUUUGGCUCCCAGAGCGAAAAACUACUGUAUUUCUUAUAAAUUUAAAAAUUCAAAUUAUCUAAUUUUUUUCCAGCCGCGAACUCUCACCCUCUCAUUCACCAUGGAAUUCCGGAGUCACACCAUCAUACGGUGGAGCCGCCUGGUCACCAGUUGGCGGUGGAAUGUCACCAUCUGCCGGAUUCUCGCCAGCCGGAAACAUUGGCGACGGCUCACAAUCACCAUUCAACGAUGGCGGUUGGUCGCCCGCCUCACCAGGAGAUCCGCUCGGAGCACUCUCGCCAAGAAGCCCCUAUGGUGCUGGAGGCGGCCUGUCACCGGCUGGAUAUUCACCAACAUCUCCGCAAUACUCAAUGACGUCACCGAGAUAUUCGCCAACCUCUCCGACAUAUUCGCCAACGUCGCCGGCUGCUGGACAAUCGCCGAUUUCGCCGAGCUACUCGCCGACAUCGCCCAGCUAUUCCCCGACUUCGCCGAGUUAUUCGCCAACUUCCCCGAGUUACUCGCCCACGUCACCCAGCUAUUCUCCAACGUCCCCGAGCUACUCGCCAACUUCGCCGAGCUACUCCCCGACCUCGCCGAGUUACUCGCCGACUUCGCCGAGCUAUACACCAGCCUCCCCGAGAUAUUCGCCAACCUCGCCGACAUAUUCGCCCACGUCACCAACCUACUCCCCAACGUCUCCCACAUAUUCCCCGACAUCUCCGACGUAUUCUCCAACCUCGCCAACCUACUCCCCAACGUCGCCGACCUACUCCCCAACCUCGCCGACGUAUUCCCCAACAUCACCCACAUAUUCGCCAAGUUCCCCGCAAUAUUCCCCAACCUCUCCCCAAUAUUCCCCGACAUCACCGCAAUAUUCACCGAGCUCUCCACAAUACACACCGACGUCGCCAAGAGGCGGUGGCACCUCGCCGCAAUAUUCGCCCACCUCCCCGCAAUAUUCGCCGACGUCUCCGAUGUACACGCCGAGUUCGCCGCAAUAUUCGCCGAGCUCGCCGCAAUACACGCCGAGUUCGCCGGCUGGAAUGGAGAGUGGACCGUCGUCGUCGACUGUGAGUUUGAUUUAUGGGAGGGCUUGUUUUAGGCUUUUUAUGAACCCUAGAGCAUUGUGAGCCUUCUAGUGUUAUUUCUAAUGUACGUCUUUUAGGGCUUCUGGACUGUCUUAAGGAUCUAUUUUAGGUCUUAGAAAGCUUAAAAUGGUCUUGAAAGCUUUUUCAGGCUUUAGGGGGGCUUUCAAGAUAAAUUUGAUGCGUUCGAGAGUUUUCAGGGGUCUAGAAUGUGUGUUUGGGCUUUUUGAGAAUCCGCAGGGCUUUUUCAGACCACAGUGGGCUUUUAGUGGGAUUUUUAGGCUUUAGAGAGCUUAAAAUGGUCUUGAAAGCUUUGCAAGACGUUAGGGAUUGAUUUCAGGCUUUAGGGGACUUUUUGAGGGUUUUCAAGGUCCGGAGGGCUUUUUUCAGGCUCUUUGGACUUUUCGGGCUCAGAAAUUCUCAAAAAAAAUUUCAAUUUUUGAAUUUGUUUUUUCCCCCAGAAGUUUAUCUAAAGUUUGCCACGUCAUAACCCCGCAUUUUGAGGUUGAUUUCAGGGCUUUUUUAUGCUUUCAAGGAAUUUUACUCUGAUCUGAGCAUACGGAGGCUUUUAGGACGAUUCUAAGCUUUCUGGCCGAAAAAUAAAAACUAAUCUGAAAUUUUCGAAAAAUUAAAAAUUUCAGCUGGAAAAAUAGUCAUAAAUUCAAUUUCUGCAAACUUUUCAAAUCCCAAAAUAAGUCGAUAAAUGUUUAUUUUUGCAGUAUUCUCCAACAUCUCCACAAUAUUCGCCGACUUCACCACAAUAUUCGCCAUCAUCUCCAACCUAUUCGCCAAGUUCGCCAACAUAUGAUCCGAAUAACUAA
Molecule: messenger RNA, 15588 nt
Organism: Caenorhabditis angaria
Lineage: Eukaryota; Metazoa; Nematoda; Chromadorea; Rhabditida; Rhabditidae
Source: the annotation of a GenBank genome assembly